This is a messenger RNA of Triticum dicoccoides, 1606 nucleotides long. RefSeq lists its product as uncharacterized. The record is from RefSeq and is a predicted model, not a curated record. The transcript has 8 exons. Lineage: Eukaryota; Viridiplantae; Streptophyta; Magnoliopsida; Poales; Poaceae. The coding region runs from base 198 to 1172 and encodes 324 amino acids.
UAACGAGCCGCAGCAAACAAGCAAGCGGACAAACGCCCCCGACCCCCUCUCGCUCCUGCCGUCGCCCUCACCACCGUGAUCCGAUCAUACACGCGCGCGCGCGAGCCCUCCCCCGCCUCGACGUCGCCCGCGCCUCCCUUCCCUUCCCGCGAGCAGGCCGAGGAAAGGGGGGAGAGGCUAGGGCAGGAGGCGGCGACAUGUCCGGGGGAGAGGAAGGCGAAGGGCGCAAGGUGUCUCGCGAGGACAUACAGCUCGUCCAGAAUCUCAUCGAACGUUGUCUUCAGCUUUACAUGAACCAGAAAGAAGUGGUUGAAACUCUAUCUUUCCAGGCGAAAAUAGAACCCAGCUUUACUGAGCUCGUCUGGCAGAAACUUGAAGAAGAGAACCCUGAGUUUUUUAAGGCAUAUUAUGUGAGGUUGAUGCUUAAGAAUCAAAUAAAUGUGUUCAACAAGCUCCUUGCGCAUCAGUGUCGUCUUAUGAAUAAAGAUCCUUCUGGAGCGCUUUCAAUUACCCCUACUGCUCCUAAUGGCUCUGACUCGAGCACAUUGAACCAAAAUACAUGUUUUUUACAAGACACUACUAGCACUGCAAUUCCAGAUAGCUUCCUACACAAUGGAAAUUCUAGUGGUGUAAUAAAUGGCGCUCCUGCUACUGACCAGUUUAUCUAUGGUGGUAAAGUUGUCCAUGGUCUUCCUAGUGGUAUGGAUGCUUCAGUUAGUCUACUAUCAGCGCAUAAUUCGACUGGUGCACAGUUUAAUGGAGACAAUGGCACAACAAUAAAGGCAGAGUCUAGCUUUUCGAGCAAUCCAGAGUUUGCAUUCUGCAACGAGAACACUUACCUAGAGCCUUGCCAAUCAAUUGGGGAUGCCUCUGGUGGGUCCUUUAGUAGCUCUGAACUGAAUGGGCAACCACUUGGUGAUACAAUUCUUGACAUGGAUACGUCAUCAUAUGGUUUCUUGAGCCAGAUUCCUCGCAAUUUCAGUUUCUCAGAUUUAACAGAGGAUUUCAGUCAUAGUACAGAAAUAUUAGAAAAUUAUGGCAGAUCCCCUUUCAUCCCUUCUGAGACGAACAACUUCUCAGAGUCUACUGCUGGAGGACAUACAGAAAUAGGAAAUAUACGGCUAGAUUCCAUAUCUGAGGGUGUUAGUUAUGAAGAUUUUGGAAGUGAUUAAUCAGCUUUUGAUCAAUACUGCCUGAGUUUGAGUAGUGAUGCGCCAUCUGUACAGAGUCGUCCUUUGGGCAGGCAAACCUCUAUAAUCAUUUGCGGUGAACACAGCUAAUUUGCGGAAACUGUUCGUUGUUGGACUUGGGGUCCCGUGCUGUAGUAGAAGGAUGCAAGAAGUCUAUUCCGGUGUAUCCUUGCUGAUGGUAUUGUAGAAGCCUUCUGUAACUGUUUCAGUUACUUGAGAUAGCAUUAGGUUUGGUUGGAGCCCCUCCGUAUGGUGGUUGAGUUAUCAUCUGUGAGAAUCUUGUAUAAAGAGUGUUCUUAACUGAUGCUUAUGGUUAGUACUUGUCCAAUGUCAUGUUCCAGUUCCAUUCAAACCGAAGAUUAUUAGUCGCCUCUUUUUAAGGUUGGUAAUAUUAUUUUUAAGGUUUUGCUAUCUGA